This is a messenger RNA of Plectropomus leopardus (leopard coralgrouper), 4878 nucleotides long. RefSeq lists its product as uncharacterized. The record is from RefSeq and is a predicted model, not a curated record. Gene Ontology annotation, molecular function: protein binding. NCBI's taxonomy places the organism in Eukaryota, Metazoa, Chordata, Actinopteri, Perciformes, Serranidae.
UUGGGAGGCCGGUGAGCAGGGCGCUAAGCCGUGAGAGGAUAAAAGCAUGGGAGGUGGAGGGGAUGCUGGAUGGCUUAUCACCAAAACAAGACUCCUGUCAAGCUGCAGACCUGUUCAAGACCAACAAACAACCAAAACAGUCGUGAUUAGAUCCAGUGCUCCUCCGCUCUCGGCUCGUGCAGCUCCACCCACCUGCAGAUAAAAGCCAAACCCUCAGCAGAGCUGCUGUUCAGCGUCUGUCCCUCAAAGCUUUGUGAUACUUCAGCAGCAGCAGCAUAAAGGGCCCAGCAGGGCUGCAGCUAACACCUGGCUGGAUCCCUCGCAUGGCCGCCGUCCCACUCAUGCCUUGGAGGAGCGACAGAAAAAGCGACCUGAAGUGAGGGGAAGCAGAGGAGCGGACGAAGGAGGCGCAGGCCAGCGGGAGCGACGACCUUCAGUUUGAGAGGAGGAAAAAUCUGAAAAAAAUGGCGUCCGUCCCCCUGCACUCUUUCUGUCGACUCAUCGCAGUCUUCCAGCUGUGUUUAUUACACCCAGCCCACGGCGGGGCGUAUUAUGGACACAAACAGCCGCCUCAGCAGCACCAGCCCUUGCCACAGUACAACGAUGGCUUUCCUCAGCAGCAGUUUUUGGGGAACGAGAUGCCACACCUGCCUUACGGCAAAGAGGGGCCGUUACUGCCUCAGUACGGAAAAGAGUUUCCUCAGCUGCCUCUGCAAAUGGGCAAAGAGAGGCUACCGACUGAAGGAAAAGGCAAAGGACAAACAUUCCCCAGAGGGGCUAAAGGUCCACCUCCCUCUGGUCCUGGUGGAGAAGGUCUAAGAGAAGGACCACAAGGAAUUCAGGGUCCACCAGGACCAACAGGGCCACCGGGACCACAAGGCCCUGCUGGGCUACCAGGCCAGGGAAUGCCAGGGUUACCAGGAAAGCCAGGGCCUCCUGGGCCUCAAGGCUACCCAGGAAUUGGAAAACCUGGCAUGCCAGGAUUGCCAGGAAAACCUGGAGGACCUGGAUUACCAGGACUAAAAGGUGACCUUGGUCCAAGUGGUGGUGAAGGACCAACUGGACUUCCUGGGCCUGCAGGGCUUCCAGGUCCCCCUGGACUCCCAGGGAUUUCAAAACCAGGAGGUCAGGGGUUUCCAGGCCAGCUGGGUGCACCAGGAGAGCCUGGCCAAAAAGGUCAACCAGGACUUCCUGGUCCUCAAGGCCCCAAGGGAGACAAAGGACUUGGUCAACCUGGUUUGCAAGGUUUGAAAGGACCUAGUGGACCACCAGGUCCACCUGGAAAUGUGGGCAACCCUGGGAUUGGCAAACCUGGCUUGAAUGGUCUCCCUGGACAACCCGGGGUGCCAGGAAAACCCGGUCCUCCUGGAGGGCCAGGAAUGGCAGGGCCAGCUGGUGAAAGAGGGCAACCAGGGCCUCCAGGCAUGCCAGGAAUUGGAAAACCGGGAAAAGAUGGUUCCAGGGGUCAACCAGGGCUUCCUGGAGGGAAAGGGGAAUCAGGCCCUCCUGGUUUACCAGGGGGCCCAGGAUUGCCAGGUUAUGGUAAACCAGGAUUUCCAGGACCUAAGGGUCACAAGGGACAUGCUGGUCUUCCUGGACCUCCAGGUCUAAAAGGUGAUAAAGGUCAUGGAGGUCUUCCAGGAGUUAUUGGUCCAACUGGUCCUAGUGGUAUUCCAGGCCCCCCAGGACCAAUAGGGCCUCCAGGUAGUCUCGGCUUUCCAGGGCAAAAAGGAGAGGAUGGUGUUGUGGGUCAAAAAGGAUAUCCAGGAUCGAAGGGCGAUUUAGGGCCUCCGGGUCUUCCGGGACAGCCAGGUUUGUCAGGUGGGGCUGGACAACCAGGACAAAGAGGUUUUCAAGGUCCCACUGGCCCUAAAGGAGAACCUGGAAGUCGGGGUUUACCUGGUGCCCCAGGUGCUGCAGGGUUAACUGGACCAAGAGGAGAGGUGGGACAGCCUGGGGAGCAAGGCUUUCAGGGGCCACAAGGCAUCCCAGGUAUUAUAGGACCAGGGGGGCCACUUGGACCUCCUGGGCUGCCAGGGCCAAAAGGCGAAACAGGCCUGCCGGGUAAACCUGGAUAUCCUGGUGAAGGAAAGCCAGGAUCCCCCGGUCAUAUUGGUCCUCAAGGUAGCACUGGACCAAGUGGCCCCGCUGGACUUCCAGGGCAACCAGGACCACCCGGACCCCCCGGCCCUCCAGGAUUACCUGCUGCGUCUCCUGACCUUGGACAGAUCCUCCCGGUGACCGGCCCCUACCCCGGCCAACAAGGCUACAAGAAGCCGAAGAACGGUGGCGACAUCAGUGGCAGUGCGGUGGAGAUGCCCGCAUUCACGGCGAAGCUCACGAAUCCGUUCCCUCCUGUCGGCUCUCCAGUCAUCUUCGACAAACUCCUGCACAACGGCAACCAGGACUACAACCCCCAGACUGGAAUUUUCACCUGCUCCGUACCAGGGGUGUACUACUUUGCAUACCACGUCCACUGCAAAGGGGGCAACGUGUGGGUGGCACUGAUGAAGAACAAUGAGCCAGUCAUGUACACGUACGACGAAUACAAAAAGGGCUUGCUGGAUCAGGCAUCGGGGAGCGCCGUGCUCCCGUUACGUCAAGGAGACAGCGUGCACAUACAGCUGCCAUCUGACCAGGCUGCGGGACUUUAUGCCGGUCAAUACGUCCAUUCCACAUUUUCUGGAUACUUAUUGUACCCAAUGUAAGAAAUAUGUACAAACAAAGGCAACAGUCUUGACACAUUGGGCCUCAUGCAGCAACGUUCUCUUUAAUUUCUCUUUUUUUUUUUUCUUGAUUAAAGAGAACAUAUGAAGAGAAGUCAGCUCCAGAUGCACCAAACAUUUUUAACCAUCCCAAUUUGCUCUUAACCAGGUGUGCUCGAUGAUAAAUCCCACUUGAUCAGAAGUCACUUGGUCACUGGUAACAGUGAGCCCCUUAACACUGCACACAGCGUGCAAAGAUUCUGGAGAGACGGCACCAAAAGAGGUUGUAAGAGGAAGUUCAGUAGUCGUGAAGUUGACCUACUGCUAAAUAAGUUAUUGUAAUUUCAGAGAAAUGUACUGAAGUAUUUAAAGUAUGCGUGCAAAAAGGUAUACAUUUGAUCGAUCUGAUUUGAUCCAAAAAAUUAAAAAUAAAAGCAGCAAGUCCUCCUACAUAUAGUAUAUAUCAGAAGCUGGAACCAUGAAAUGUUUUUUUAAUACUUUAUUUAUAGAGAUUAUUCAGUUUAUCAGAUGAGACAUUUACAUGAGAUACAAUCUCAAAGUUCAAAGAUGAAAGGAAAUGUAAAGGACACGAAAUGCAUUUUUUUAACGUGAAAAAUUACGUACAGUUAUAAAAGUAGAUGCAAAUUAAUUUUCUAAAAAUUAACUAAUUGUUUUAGCUGCACAAAAAUUUGUAAGGUAGUUUUCUAGUAAUAGUGGAGUAAAAAGUAAAAUAUUUCCCUCUGAAGUUUAGUGGAGUAGAAGAGGAAAGUGGCAUGAGAUGUAAAUACUCAAGGAAAGUAGAACUUCCUCAGAUUUGAACUUCAGUACAGAACUUGUGUAAUAUACUUAUUAACAUUCCAGCUCAUUCUGUUAGUCAUAAAAUUUAAUAACCCAGUCAUUGUAAAUACUCUAAAACGUUAUCUAAAAUUGAUUAAAUUAAAUUGAUGCAUUUUUAAAGCUUUUUUUUUCUUGCACUGGGCAAUAGUUUGCGGACUGUGAAAAUGAGACGUUUUCCUCUUAUUUUGGUCAGAGUGAUUUCAACCAGUCGUAAAAUUUUCUCUUACCUAAGAGAAGAGCAAAAAGAACAUCCCAAAAAACAGAGGGUACGAACAAAAAACUAAAAUAAAGUCCAGGAUAUGAGCAAAAAUAAGAAUAAGGCCGCUCAUAAAUUGUUUCUUGCAUGAGGCCCAGUGAUGGUAUUUUUUGCCAUAUUUAUGGUAAAACUACUGCAGUCUCUAAGGUAUAACGGAGGUCAAAUGAAAUGUCUACCGAAUAUUUCAGUCGUCAUAACUCUCGUAUGUUUACAUUGCGCAUUUACUCUUAUAUCCAUCCACAUACAAUAUAUCGGUGUUUGUGUCAUGGCUGGAUUAAUUCCUGGAACAAUGAGGCUUUACGUUGCAGAAUUGUAUUCACUCAUGUUUUGCUUUACAGUUAUUUACUGUAUACUGGGCACAUAACAACAUAUUGGUUUCAUUGUCAUUUAAUCAUAGAUAUCAGUACAUAAUGUUGGGUUAUGUGGCGUCGUCAUACAGCUAAGUUAUUGUUAGUCUUUUUAUGUUAUUUUGAAAAUGCAGCUUUUUAAUGAAACAAAAUCUUAACACUAAUUUUACACAUUUAUCUGACAUUAAAAGUUAGUAUUUCAAAUUCAUUCCAUAUCACCGUCCACAACAGAACAGUUUUGACCACAAUUUGGCAGGAGAAGUAUUAUUCCAUUAUUUGCUUUCAACCAUUUGAUGUCAUGAUUUUGUCUUGGUUGUAAGAGACAUUAAUUCUUUAAAAAGGGUUUUGUCAGUUUGUCAGUAUUCUCUGUAAUUUAUUUGUUUGACUACUGAUUAUUUGGGAUUGUGUUAAUUUCUUUGUGUUGACGGCAAAUGACGGAAUUCAUUCCAAAAUGCAGGAGGUACAUGUUUCGUGGCAAAACAUAACACAAAUAUUAAAAAAAAAACGUUUUUACACUCAUACCCAUUCAUGCCAACAUGCUUCGGUUUUGUUUUUGUAGUUUAUUUCUUCAAACUGUAGAUGUGACAUUUUGGAAUGAAAUUCAUUAAACUUUUCUUUGUUCCUUGUUCCUUUAUUUUGGACAACAGUGCACAGCAUUAAAUGGAAAACGGUGCCUAAAGUAUGUGAAUUUUGUUGCUUUGAUUGAUAUUGGUUUAAUAAAGAAAUAAAAACA